Molecule: messenger RNA, 312 nt
Organism: Staurois parvus
Lineage: Eukaryota; Metazoa; Chordata; Amphibia; Anura; Ranidae
Source: the annotation of a GenBank genome assembly
AUGCAGACUGCUUCUACAAAUAUUUGUGAAAGACUGUGCAAUAAGUCCAUCCAUUAAAUUUCCUUGCUACUAAAUAUUCCACGGUCAUCUGUUAGUGGUAUUAUAACAAAGUGGAAGCAACAGCAACUCGGCCACGUAAAAAUGACAGAGCGGGGUCAACGCAUUCUGAAGCGCACAGUGCGCAGAAGUCACCAACUGUCUGCAGAGGCAAUAGCUAAAGACCUCCAAACUUUGUGUGACCUUCAGAUUGGCACAACAGUGCGUAGAGUGCUUCAUGGAAUGGGUUUUAAUGGCCGAGCAGCUGCAUCCAAG